Molecule: messenger RNA, 870 nt
Organism: Plectropomus leopardus (leopard coralgrouper)
Lineage: Eukaryota; Metazoa; Chordata; Actinopteri; Perciformes; Serranidae
Gene: tmem14a
Product: transmembrane protein 14A
Biological process (GO): regulation of heme biosynthetic process
Cellular component (GO): mitochondrial membrane
Source: RefSeq, a predicted model, not a curated record
CAGAAACAAGGAAGUGCAGUCGCAGUUGGAGGGUAACGUUUCUAACUGCUGCUGCUCUGCUGUUUGGAUCAGAGCUUUGAGAUGGCGGUGGACUGGAUUGGGUUCGGCUUUGCCGCAGCCAUUGCCUUUGGAGGAUUUAUGGGAUACAAGAGAAAAGGCAGUGUGAUGUCAAUGAUGGCGGGUGUAGUUUUUGGUGUGUUGUCUGCUUACGGUGCGUACAACAUCUCUAAUGACCCAAAGGACAUCAAGGUGUCAUUGCUUACUUCUGGAGUCCUCGCACUGGUGAUGGGAUCAAGAUACAAGAAAUCGGGAAAAUUAUUGCCUGCUGGUAUCAUGGCAGGGCUAAGUUUGUUGAUGGUGUUUCGACUGCUGCUGCUCCUCAUGGUGUGAAUGGAGGAAUAACGCUUUCUUUCAGUGCGCUGUCUGACUCUCAAUGAACAAACCUUGUUUUAAAGGAAGCAUCAUUCCCAGUUGUCUGUUUUGUUUGGUAACUUUAAUGUGACCAGAAACUUUGCAAAAGCCAUGAGUGAGUGUUUAAGAGAUUUAAGAUUAUGUAUUGAUCUACUAAAAACUUGGUGUUUCUUCAUGAGCAUGUUAACAAAUGAAUCUCUCGUGUUUUGAGAUGAACAGAUGUACGUGAGCUUUGUGGCUGGUAUUGUUUGUGUUGGCAGGGCUUUGCUGCGUACACUGCCACUUCAGUUUAACAGGCUGCAAGGUUUGUAACCUCUAAUAUUCAUCUUACUGACCAAGUUUAAAGAAUAAUGUUUUCUCGACUGCUCACAUACCAUGUUAAUCACUUUGAAAGGACUCAAAGUUAGUAUGUUUUUUGUAAUAAUAGCAACACUAAAUAAACAGAUGUGAUUCUUAAAA